AUGGCUCCAAUCGCUUUUGAUACGUCUUCUAAUGAUGCAAGCUUGUUCCAUACCGGAGAACACACUAAUCAUACGACUAAAGAAACAGUAAAAUAUUUUUUAAGUCAAGAGGAGCAGCCGCAGCAUGUUCAACAAAACCAAGAGCCAUGUCAAAAUUCUCGCGAAUCAUUACAACCUGAAGAAUUGCUUGAAGUUCCACAAAAAGAAAAUGUGCAAAACCAAACUUUUAAAGUUUUGGAGGAUCAUACUUUGGACCAAUGUUCACCUUCACAACACACUACCCAACACGAAGUACCGCAGCAGGAAGAUAAAGAGGAUAAUAAAGAACGUGCAAUGAAUAUCAACGAUAUGGAAGAAACUACCGACUCACAUAAUUCGGAAGAAAAAUUGUUAAAAGAUAAUGAAGACUAUGAAAUGGUUUCGAGGGCUGUUAAUGUUUUAAAAUUCCAAUUGCAACAAGUAAAAGAAGAUAUUUGCAAAUUGAAAUCAAUGAAGGAAAAGGCCAUAAAGGACCCAAUUCAAUUUGUCGAAGAUUUGCGCAAUGGGACUAACGAAAAGGUUCCUAAAAGGCAAUUCAUAUUUGGUGCACCAACAAUUGAUUGGAGCAAGUAUCAUACCACACCUUCAAAAUACAAAGCGCGUAUAGAUCAAGAAGUAAUGAAAAGUUCCAAGGAGCGGGUGAACCCAUCUUCAAGUGAUAGGUCACGAUCUGGUCGAGAGUCCUCACCGGACAUUGUUGAAUUUGUUCACCAAAAAGCUCAAGAACUUGGUUUCAAAGUUCCUCCAAACGCGAUAAAAUCAACGCGUUCUAAGAAAAAAAGAAUUGAUCAAAGUAGCGAUGACGAAAGUACAUUCACACUUCCGUCGGAAGCAUAUAUAAAUGCGCAAGGGUCAACGCCGUUGAGCUUAAAAAGAAAACAAAUGCCAGCUCGGACUACGUCGAAUAAAGCACAGUGUUUAAAUUCAAAUUGUUCUACAAGAAGAGGAGUUCGGUCGCAUAGAUUCAAAAAGAUUGCAAACUGCUUGAAGGCUAGAACUCCAAAGCAGGUAACCAGCCGGGUACAAAAAUAUUUUGCAAAAUUGGCAAAAUAUGGAUUACCUGUUCCUGGACGGAUACCUAGUUCUGCGACACCGACAUCUUUGUCAAAAAAUACAUUAACAAAGGAUAAAAAAUCGGGCAGAACAUCCAAGUCAGAUUCAUCCAAGCUUCCUCCAGAAAAACGACCUCGACGGCCACGUGUAUCUGGAAUAGCUUAUAUGGAAGCACAACCUCCACCCACUUUAUAUAUGCCUGAUGAUGAUGAUGAAACUGUCAUUAAGGAAGUAAUGUUAUUAAUGGACAAGAUAGGCAAUGAACCCAAAUCGUACAAUUACGCUGGUGGUGCCGUACAUAAUGGAUACUGUUGUGAUGGUUGUCAUAUGGAUCCAAUACUUGGUACGCGUUUUCUUUGUAUGAAUUGCGAUGAAAGUCGAGAAGUGGAUCUUUGUGAAGAUUGUAUGAUUGAAGGAAAAUUUGAAAAUGAACAUCAUAAAAAAUCGCAUCGGUUUUCAGCAAUUGUUAAUCCCACAUCGCAACGUUUUGAUAUGGAUUAUGUUCCUGAACAAGUUGAUGAAUACAGCUAUUUAGAUGCUACACCCGCUGAACAAUAG
This is a messenger RNA of Racocetra persica, 1650 nucleotides long. The record is from the annotation of a GenBank genome assembly. Lineage: Eukaryota; Fungi; Glomeromycota; Glomeromycetes; Diversisporales; Gigasporaceae.